AUGACGAACUCUUCAUAUGCUCAUCAAUCGCUACCCGGAACGUCGAAGACUAUUGGCAAUACGAUGACCGCCCCCCGACAACCACACAGUGGCACGGUUAUGCUAGCCGACUUGGAUCCAAACAAGCAGGUGACUAAACAAAACCGGCCGUACAGCAUCGUGCAAUCGCUGCACACAUCCAAGGCCCAUGGGGAUACGAUGACCAUGCCUCGACUUCCAUUUAGUAACACGGCUGAAUUUGCUAGCUGUCAGCCUAGUAAACUGGAAGAGGCCACCAAAAUUCAACCGUACAGCCAUGUCUAUUGCCAGCCAGCUAUUCCACCAGUAAUAACGGGAAAACCUCAAUCUUUGAAAAGGUUUCAACAAAUCCCGCCGUACAGCAUCGUGCAAUCGCCGCACACAUCCAAGGCCCUUGGGAAUACGAUGACCGUCCCCCGACAACCACACAGUAGCACGGUUAUGCAGGCCGACUUGGAUCCAAACAAGCAGCUGACUAAACAAAACCGGCCGUACAGCAUCGUGCAAUCGCUGCACACAUCCAAGGCCCAUGGGGAUACGAUGACCAUGCCUCGACUUCCAUUUAGUAACACGGCUGAAUUUGCUAGCUGUCAGCCUAGUAAAUUGGAAGAGGUCACCAAAAUUCAGCCGUACAGCAAUGUCUAUUGCCAGCCAGCUAUUCCACCUGUAAUAACGGGAAAAGCUCAAUCCUUGAAAAGGUUUCAAUUUGAUGGAGAUGCAAAGGAAAAUCUACCGAACCAAUGCAAAGAAAAGCAACCGAUAACACAAAUUACAAAUGAUGUUCCGAUCCUCCCUCACAUGCUACCAGGAAGCAAUAGCACUACGAAACCAUCGUGGUUGCCUGCAUCACGCUUGCAGAACCGAACAAAGAGAAUACAUAAUCUAAUAAGAAAACGAACUCACUAUGGUGAUCGUGCUAAUGGGGAGUCUUCAGAUUCACUGAGGACAAAAGAACAAACAAUACUGGAGGUUUCGCAGCAGCCACCGAAUCAAUCGCAGAAUACUUCAAAACAAAUGAAACUGUCACCCAUCGCCAUCGUAUCGAAGAAGUCAAUUCAAAAUGUACAUGCAUCAGUAAGUGGUUCUCAAGCCUCUAUAGUUCCAAAUCCAGAACAUCAGUUGAUGGUCGCAAGUCAUCAAGAAAAGAGGAUCCGAUAUGCUGGUGAUAUAAAGGACUUAUCGAUCAUAACCCCAGAUGCUGCUAAGCAAGCGCUUCCGAGGGUCCUACACCAAUUGCAUGAAUCACAAAAACGUGUUAACCGUUUAAAACAGCAGAAUAUGCGGCUUCGUAGGAAUACAAAUCGGUUUGCUGAAAUCAUGGCAGAAUUACGAGCAAAACAAAUAAUUACCGCUGGAGGGGAAGUGAUUCUUCAGAAAUUCAGCUCGAACUCUGAACUGCUAGAAGAACUGAAUAAUAUCCGCCGUGGACUGCCAUUCAGUGAGGCGGUGCGCUCUUUUGCAACGACGCUUAAUUUUUAUUCUUCGAAAGCAUAUCGAUUUGUCCGUAAGGCGUUCGACAAUACUCUCCCUCAUGAAAGAACGGUUGCAAGCUGGUACCGAACGGUAGACGGCGAACCUGGAAUAACGGUCGAAUCGUUGAACGUUUUGAAGAAAAUGAAGGUGAAGUUGGCCACGCAAACGCUCAGCAAAAGUGUUGCUGAUGCUAUAAAAGUAUUAGAACGACACGAUCCAGCUUUUUCGGAAUCGAACGCAACGAUUGAACUUGCAGCGUACAAGCGCCUGCUAACUCAUCACAAUAUAACCGCACCUCCCAAAGCAAACUGUACGGAGUUCGGAGAUACUACAAUGCUAUCUGUGCUCAUGGGCCCAUACCGUCAUGAACAUAAUUCAGGAACCACUGAACCAAACCUUGGACAAAGUUUCGAUGGUACAAGCGAGGAGGUACUCAUCAUGGGCGAAGCUGUUAAUCAUGACACGACAAACUCGCGACUAACUAGAAGUUUAGAAGACACUAAGCAUAACUUAAUGAAUGAUAUGCUGGAGGACGAUUUUAUGGAUGAAGACAUCAAAGAUGCGGCAGAACAGCAAACUAUAUGA
Armigeres subalbatus is the source of this 2076-nucleotide messenger RNA. RefSeq lists its product as uncharacterized. The transcript has 8 exons. NCBI's taxonomy places the organism in Eukaryota, Metazoa, Arthropoda, Insecta, Diptera, Culicidae. The coding region runs from base 1 to 2076 and encodes 691 amino acids. The record is from RefSeq and is a predicted model, not a curated record.